This is a messenger RNA of Closterium sp. NIES-65, 3429 nucleotides long. Lineage: Eukaryota; Viridiplantae; Streptophyta; Zygnematophyceae; Desmidiales; Closteriaceae. The record is from the annotation of a GenBank genome assembly.
AUGGCCACUCCUAGUGUCCUAGCUUUUGACGCUGAGGGUCGCGCCAUUGAUUUUGAGGUCUGGCUAGAUGACCUGCAGCUGUUCUUACAGUGCGACAGAGCUGACGGCCUUUCCCUCUUUGACCUCACCUCUGGCGCCUCUCCUGCUCCUGCUGCUGAUGCUGAUCCCACUGUCCGCUCUCAGUGGGCCACCCGCGAUGCUGCUGCACGUCUUGCUGUGCGUCGCCACCUCCCUACCUCUGAGCGCGCGCACUUCAGUCAGUACAAGAGUGCUCAGACCUUGUACGACGCUGUAGUUGCGCGCUACUCCUCCCCUGCCACUGCUGCACUGAGCCGUCUCAUGCUUCCCUACCUCUUUCCUGACCUCUCUGCCUUUCCCACUGUCGCUGACCUCAUCACGCACCUCCGCACUAGUGACACUCGCUACCGCGCCGCCCUUCCUGCUGAGUUCUGUGCUAAGAACCCCCCCCCCAUGUACAUCACUCUCUACUACGUAGUCGCGCGCCUCCCUGACUCCCUUCCUGAGAAGAGCAUAGUUGCUGUAGGGGCUUCUCGUGGUGACCCUCGCACCCCCAUCUUUGAGGGGUGCUCUCCUUCCCCCUUGCUGCCCUCUGUUGCCUCUGCUGCUGCUGCCGACCUGCUUGGUCUUGAGUCGGUCGGCGCGGCGUCUGCCCCUAGUGGGAGACGUCGCUCCAGCAAGGGCAAGGGGGGCAAGGGCGCGGGUGGAGCUGGAGGGAGCGGUGGAGGUGGCGGCGGUGGCGGCAGCGGGAGUGGGGGUGGCGGCGGGAGUAGUGGUGGUGGUGGUGGUGGUGGCAGCAGCGGCGGAGACGGUGGUGGUGGUGGCGGCGGUGGUGGGGGUGGCAGCGGCGGAAGUGGAGGCGGAGGCGGUGGAGGCGGUGGAGGCGGCGGCGGAGGAGCAGGAGGUGGUGGAGGGAGCGGAGCUGGUCGAGGUGGUACCCAGCAGCGUAGUGGCGGUGGUAGUGGCCAGCGCUCACAGCGGCAGCAGCAGCAGCGCUCACGUGACAUCCCUCCGCCCCAGCAGCUUCGUGAGUGGUACGCUGGGCGUCAGAGGGGUGGGGGUACUGGUCCCUGCACCUACGUUCUUCGUUCCGGCGACCGCGCGGCGAUCUUUGAUCUUGAUUUUGAUGCUAUCCUUGCUGCUAUGUAUGCUGUGACAUAUAGUGAGGAGAAUGAGGGUUACCGGUGUUUCCAGCCCGACCCGGGCAUUGGUACUGCUGCGCUAGGUGCUUGUGAGGCUGCUGCUCUAGGUGCCAGUGCGUCUGCGCUCUCAGGUACUGGUGAGGCUGCGCUUUCAGGUACUGAGUCGUCCUCGUCCUCCCUCACUUUCACACUUGACUCCGGAGCUUCUCGCUCCUUCUUCCGAGACCGCACUACCCUUACGCCGCUUGGCCGGCCGGUUGCGGUCUCCCUGGCUGACCCCUCUGGGGGUCCUGUCCUGUCUCACUUCUCCACUGUCCUCCCGUGUCCGGCUGCCCCUUCGGGUGCUCUGUCUGGUCUGUACCUUCCCUCGUUCUCGACGAACUUGGUGAGUGGUGCAGCCCUACAGGAUGCGGGGGUUCACCAGUUCACUCCUGCGAGUCAGCGGGUGACCCACUGCACGGACGCACGCACAGGCCGACACCUGGCCACCUUCUCGCGUCGGCCGGGGUCGAGUCUCUACACCCUGACCACUUCGUCUCCUCCUGUCCCUGCGUCCGGUCAGGUAGCUGCGUCAGGUCAGGAGCUUGCCGCUGCGUCCCGGUCAGGUCCUGAGUCUGCCCCCUGUUCUUGUCGUCUCCUGUCUCACGAGACUCUCCUGUGGCACCACCGUCUUGGCCACCCCUCCUUGCCCCGUCUUCGGAGCAUGGCUUCCCGUGUCCUUGUCUCUGGUCUUCCCCGGUCUCUCCCUCCUCUCCCCUCCGGGCCAGGACCUUCCUGUGUCCCCUGUGUCGAGGGUCGCCUCCGGGCUACUCCUCACUCCUCCCACUUCCCCCCGACAGAGGCUCCCCUGCAGACGCUUCACAUGGAUGUGUGGGGCCCAGCCCCCGUCCGUGGGCAGGGUCACGAGCGCUACUUCCUGUUGGUGGUUGACGACUACUCGCGUUACACCACAGUCCUCCCCUUGCGCAGCAAGGGUGCGGUCACUGAGGUGCUGAUCGACUGGAUCCGCGAGGCUCGUCUCCAGCUCAGGCAGAGCUUCGGCUCGGACUUUCCUGUUCUGCGUCUGCACUCGGACAGAGGCGGAGAGUUCUCCUCUCGCCUUCUGCGAGACUACUGUCGGGCACGGGGGAUCCGCCAGACCUUCACGCUUCCGGACUCUCCACAGCAAAAUGGGAUUGCUGAGCGCCGCAUUGGCAUGGUCAUGGAUGUCGCUCGUACGUCCAUGAUGCAUGCGGCUGCCCCCCAUUUUCUGUGGCCGUUCGCGGUGAGGUACGCGGCGCAUCAGCUCAACCUUCACCCCCGGGUCUCUAGGCCUGCGAUGUCCCCAGCCUUGCUGUGGACAGGGAAGGUUGGCGAUGCGUCUGCGUUCCGUGUCUGGGGAUCUCGGGCGUUUGUCCGCGACUUGUCUGCGGACAAGCUGUCCCCUCGUGCUGCUCCCUGUGUCUUCCUUGGCUUCCCCACUGACGCCCCAGGGUGGCAGUUUUACCACCCCUCCUCUCGUCGUGUUCUGUCCUCCCAGGACGUCACGUUUGACGAGUCAGUCCCCUUCUACCGUCUCUUCCCCUACCGUACUCCCUCCCCCCCCCCUCCCCCGGACUUCCUGGUGCCGCUUCCCCCCCCGGUAGACCCCCUUCCCCCUCAGGUUCCUGCCCCCUCAGGUGUGUCCCAGGUAGACGCCGUUGACCCUGUCGAGGUUACUGGUGACUCUGGUGCUGCUGCGGGUGCUGAGCCUGGGGGUGCUGACUCUGGGGGUGCUGUGCGCGAGGGAGCUGAGCCUGAGGGUGCUGGGCCUGGGGGUGCUACUGCGGAGAGUGCGGAGCCUGGGGGUGCUGAGCCGGGGGGUGCUGUGCCUGGAGGUGCUGGGUCUGGGGGUGCUGAGCUGGGAGCUGCUGAGCCUGGGGGUACUGCGUCUGGAGCUGCGGAGCCUGGGGGUGCUGCGUCUGGAGCUGUUGAGCCUGGGGCUUCUCCUGCUGCGCCUCGCCGGGAGCCCCUCUCUCCACUGGAGCUGCGCGAGUGGUUCGCUCGCCGCUGGAGGCGUGCUGCUGAGUCUAGGGGUACUGAUGGAGCUGGAGUUGGUGCUUCUUUGCCCGCCGAGGGUGCUGGUGCUGCCGGUCCCGGAGCUGCUGGGCCUGCGGGUCCUCCUGGAGCUGGAGCUGCUGAGGGUGUUGGUGCUGAGACUACUGCUGUUGGUCCUGCUGCUGGAGGAGUGGGUGACGCUGGUGCUGUUGCUGAGGGUGCUGUCCUCUCUUCCUGCGCUUGCCGACCCUGA